This is a messenger RNA of Oncorhynchus kisutch (coho salmon), 3404 nucleotides long. Its product is annotated as DNA-binding protein SATB2. Gene Ontology annotation, molecular function: RNA polymerase II cis-regulatory region sequence-specific DNA binding; DNA-binding transcription factor activity, RNA polymerase II-specific. Bases 577 to 3309 code for a protein of 910 amino acids. Lineage: Eukaryota; Metazoa; Chordata; Actinopteri; Salmoniformes; Salmonidae. Gene Ontology annotation, biological process: regulation of transcription by RNA polymerase II; chromatin remodeling. The record is from RefSeq and is a predicted model, not a curated record. The transcript has 14 exons.
UGACACCGGACUGAUUGAACGUGACACAAUCAGAUUGCUCUCCGCGAAACUGUAACCGUUUGGCGGAUAUCAAGUUUUCUUCAGUUCAAACAUUAUCUGUGUCGCAAACACUGUGAUUUCGGUACAUUUUUAUUUUGUUUGAGGAACUUGGUUGUUUUGCCUGUUGUUACAAUUUUUCUGGUUAUGAUGCGUUUUGUGUUUUCCUUGUUCUCGGGCACAGAUUUGUGCCUCAGCCUUUUCUAACCGGUGACGCCUGAAACGAAGUGCGAUCAAACGACUCCAGCUGUGCCCAUUGACGAAGUCCUCUGCGCCGCGACACGCAGCUGCUCGAGCUCCAGCAGGAUUUAGCGCUCAAGCCAGCCUCCUCGACGCACUGGUCUGCGCCCCGAGAACGAAGUUGUGUCCAGCGCACCGACCUUAGCCGAUUUCCGCCCGUCGUUGAUCCGACGCAGCCCAACCCUGGAUUCGAUACUUUUAAUCAAUGGACAGAGCCUCCUCAACGGCCAGCAGAGGUACAGACACGCCAUAAGCAGCCCUUACCCUCUGGCAUUAGCUCCCCCUGGUGGUUGGAGGGGGAUGGAGCGCGGUGGUGGGGAGAGCCCCCGUAUGCAGGACAGUCCUGAGCGGGAGCGACGGGGGGGCAGCCCGGACCUCAGCGGACCACCGCCAGGGAAGAUGGGGCGUCUGGAGCGCAACGGGAGCCCCACUGGGCCAUGUCUCCUACACCACAACGGCAACCCACACGGACCCCUGGGAGGUCUGAUGAUUCCAGUAUUCUGUGUGGUGGAGCAGGCAGGGCCGGACGGAGGGAUGCAGCGUGAGGAGGUGGAGAGGAGCGAGGGCCACAGGGAGGAGCAUGCUGAGUUUGUCCUGGUCAGGAAAGACAUCCUCUUCAAUCAGCUGGUGGAGACGGCCCUGCAGGCCCUGGGGUACUCCCACAGCUCUGCUGCUCAGGCCCAGGGCAUCAUCAAGGUGGGCCAUUGGAACCCUCUGCCCAUCCACUUCCUAACAGACGCUCCUGAAGCCACAGUGGCUGACAUGCUGUUGGACGUCUAUCACAUGGUCACUCUCCACAUACAACUACAGAGCUUUGCCAAGAUUGAGGAUCUUCCGUCAGAGCAGUGGAACCACGCCACGGUGAGGAACGCUCUUAAGGAGCUUCUCAAGGAGAUGAACCAAAGCACACUGGCUAAGGAGUGCCCACUGUCACAGAGUAUGAUUUCCUCGAUAGUAAACAGCUCCUACUAUGCCAAUGUCUCCACUGCCAAAUGCCAGGAGUUUGGACGCUGGUACAAGAAGUAUAAGAAAAUCAAAGGAGACUAUCAGGAGAAGAUGUGGCCAGGAAGAGAACAUUCUGAAAUCAAAGUAGAGAGAGACAGCCUGGCAGACUUCUAUGUCCUGGGCCAGCGUCCCCCUCCCCACCUGGCCAGCCUGAUCCAGCUCAGCCACCUCAGAGGGGGUGGAGGUGCUCUCCUCAAGGGUGGCUCCGGGGACCCCCCCUCCCAACCCUCCCAACAACAACAACAAUCCCAACAACAACACCCCCCCUCGCCCCAUGGCCAGCACCACAACAGCCCCCCUCUACGUGUCCAGGUCCCCCCUCCCGGCCCUCCAACCUCCCUCCAACCUCUCCUCGGCCCAGGCGGGCUUCUCUCCCCCCAGCUCAGCCCUCAGCUGGUUCGACAGCAGCUAGCCAUGGCUCACCUCAUCAACCAGCAGCUAGCUGUUAGCCGCCUGCUAGCCCACCAGCAUCCACAGGCCCUAAACCAGCAUUUCCUCAACCACCCUCCCAUCCCUCGCCAUUCCAAGGCAGGGGCCCCUGGGGACCCUGGGAGCAACCCGUCUGCUGCGGAGGUCUCCAUUGAUAUCUACCAGCACGUCAGGGAGGAACUGAAGAGGGCCAGCGUCUCACAGGCUGUGUUCGCCCGCGUGGCCUUCAACAGAACACAGGGCCUGCUGUCGGAGAUUCUGCGGAAGGAGGAGGACCCUCGCUCUGCCUCUCAGUCCCUGCUGGUCAACCUCAAAGCCAUGCAGAACUUCCUCAUCCUCCCUGAGGGCGAGAGAGACCGUAUUUACCAGGAGGAGCGUGAGCGCAGCAUCAACCCCUCUGUCGGCCUGCCCCCUACCCCUACCUCCAGCCCUGGGGGCCCCCGCCUCUCUCAGAAGGUGUGGGAGAGAGGUCUGGACGAACAGCUCACUCCUGAUGCCUGGGCUGCUAUCUGGAAAAACAAGACCAAAGCCUCCUCUGUGCCCAAGCCACCAGGCCCCAACCCAGACCUGCCCCUGAAGCUGGAGUCUCUGGUCAACAUCACGUCAGGUAUCUAUGAUGAGAUCCAGCAGGAGAUGAAGAGGGCCAAGGUGUCUCAGGCGCUGUUCGCCAAGGUGGCUGCCAACAAGAGCCAGGGCUGGCUGUGUGAGUUGCUGCGGUGGAAGGAGAACCCUAGCCCAGAGAACCGUACUCUGUGGGAGAACCUGUGUACCAUCCGGAGGUUCCUGACCCUGUCCCAGACAGAGAGGGACAUGGUGUAUGAAGAGGAGUCAAGGCACCACCACAGUGAGAGAGUCCACACUGUACUACACCUGCCCCAAGACCCACAGUUGUACUGUUUUUCUCACCAGGCGCUGCACAGGCAACUCCCACAGCCCCUGAAGCACCACUCCCCCAUGCGCGAGGACCCUGUGCCCGCCCAGGGUAACGAGGAAGGGUCACAGAACGUUGAAAGAGGUGGUGGUGGGGGUGGCUGCACGGGCGGCCCAGGAGUCGGUGGUUCCAUGGUCGUUAAGAAGCCUCGGUCGCGCACUAAGAUCUCUCUAGAAGCCCUGGGCAUCCUGCAGAGCUUCAUCCAAGACGUGGGUCUGUACCCCGACCAGGAAGCCAUCCAUACCCUGUCAGCCCAGCUGGACCUGCCCAAACACACCAUCAUCAAGUUCUUCCAGAACCAGCGCUACCAUGUCAAGCACCACGGCCGGCUGAAGGAGCUGGGGGAGGGGGCUGGUGGCGUGGACGUCAGCGAAUACAGAGACGAGGAGCUCCUCUCCAGCUCAGAAGACCCUGAGUCCAGUGAGGAUGGUCACGAGGAGAUGUACCCCACUACUGAGAGGGAAGGAGGGGAGAGAGAGAGCAACGCAGCAGGGUCAGCCUCUUCCCUGGCCCCAGCCCCAGGCCAGUCUUCAGUGACCAGUAUGGGAGCCAUGGAGGAGAGCAAGGACAAGGGGCAUUCUCAUGGUCUGGGUGGGGGCCGAGCCAGCUCCCUGCCCCCUAGUAGCUCCUCAUCCAGUCCCAGAGAACAGGCUGACUUCCAGAGAUAGAGACCCAGAGACUAGAUGAGACACUGGAAGAGAUGGGCGGAGACAUGAGAGACAGAGAGACAGAGAGACGGAGAGACAUGAGAGACAUAGAGAGA